AUGUUUCGAAGAACACAUUGGACAAGUGAACCUAAUAAUAUGAAUUGGGAAACAUACCAUCGUUUACAAAAUCAAAUACAACAAUUAGAAAUGGAGAUAUUAAAUUGGGAAAUAGAAAUAACAAUUCGACCGUCAACACCUGCUCAU
Entrophospora candida is the source of this 147-nucleotide messenger RNA. The record is from the annotation of a GenBank genome assembly. Lineage: Eukaryota; Fungi; Glomeromycota; Glomeromycetes; Entrophosporales; Entrophosporaceae.